AUCCCACUCACCUGGUACUCCAAAGACCGCAUAACAGCCACUUGCUUCAUCCUGCCUGUGCAUUAGCUGGGGCUUUUCCUCUUUCCUCAGCAGGACUCAAAGAUGCCGCAGUUACUGCGAAACAUUAAUGGGAUCAUCGAAGCCUUCAGGCGCUAUGCCAGGAUGGAGGGCGAUUGUGCAGUGUUGGAAAGAGGGGAGCUCAAAAGGCUCCUGGAGAAAGAGUUCGCUGAUGUCAUCGUGAAACCCCAUGAUCCGGCCACUGUGGAUGAAGUCCUGCGCCUGCUGGACGAAGAUGACACAGGGACAGUGGAAUUCAAGGAAUUCUUGGUCUUAGUGUUCAAAGUCGCCCAGGCCUGUUUCGAGACACUGAGUGAGGGUCCUGAGGGAGCAUGUGGAUCUCAGGAGUCUGGCCGUGGUGCCCCUGCAGCCACCCAAGAGCCAGGGGCAGGACAGAGAAGCAGCACUGCAGUGGGAAGGCCUGGGAACAGACAAGGCCCAACAGGGAGCAGCGACUCACAGAGUGAGCAGCCUUCCAGGGGGCCAGGAGGGCCUGGGCCUCAGACCCAGGGUCAGGACAUCAGCUCUGCUCAGGUCAGUCACCAAGACAGGCAGUCUGAGUCCCAGAGACAGGAGGGAGUGAGCCAGUCUACACAAGCAAGGGGCCACGUGGAGCAGGCCCAGAGAAUGCAAGAAGACAAGAGUCCUCAGACCAGAGAGAGGGGGACAGAGAGACAGCCGCAGGCCAGCAACCAGGACAGAGCCCACCAGACAAGUGAGACCGUCACUGGAACCACAACUCAGACCGGGACAAGUGCCACUCAGGCCGUGGAGCAGGACAGGAGCCAUCAGACAGGAAGCGCCAGCACCCAGCCAGGGGAGUCCACCGGAGGGACUGAGACCCACAGUCAAGAUGGGAGGCAGACAAGCCAAGUGGUGACAGGAGGACACAUUCAGGCAGAGACAAGGCCACAAACCCAGAUACACACUCAUACCACGGAGCAGGACAGGAGCCAUCAGACAGGAAGCACCAGCACCCAGCCACGGGAGUCCACCGGAGGGACUGAGGCCCACAGUCAAGGUGGGAGGCAGACAAGCCAAGGGGUGACAGGAGGACACAUUCAGGCAGAGACAAGGCCACAAACCCAGACACACACUCAUACCAUGGAGCAGGACAGGAGCCAUCAGACAGGAAGCACCAGCACCCAGCCACAGGAGUCCACCGGAGGGACUGAGACCCACAGUCAGACAAGCCAAGUGGUGACAGGAGGAUACAUUCAGGCAGAGACAACGCCACAAACCCAGAUACACACUCAUACCACGGAGCAGGACAGGAGCCAUCAGACAGGAAGCACCAGCACCCAGCCACGGGAGUCCACUGGAGGGACUGAGGCCCACAGUCAAGGUGGGAGGCAGACAAGCCAAGUGGUGACAGGAGGACACAUUCAGACACAGACAAGGUCACAAACCCAGACAGUGGAACAAAAUAGGAGCCAGCAGACUGGAAGCACCAGCACCCAGCCACAGGAGUCCACCAGAGGGACUGAGACCCACAGUCAGACAAGCCAAGUGGUGACAGGAGGAUACAUUCAGGCAGAGACAAGGUCACAAACCCAGACACACACUCAUACCACGGAGCAGGACAGGAGUCAUCAGACAGGAAGUGCCAGCACCCAGCCACGGGAGUCCACCAGAGGGACUGAGGCCCACAGUCAAGGUGGGAGGCAGACAAGCCAAGGGGUGACAGGACACAUUCAGGCAGAGACAAGGCCACAAACCCAGACACACAUUCGUACCACAGAGCAGGACAGGGGCCAUCAGACAGGAAGUGUCAGCACACAACCACAGGAGUCCACCCGUGGCCAGGCCAGAGGGACUGAGACUCACAGUCAAGACAGGUAUCAGACAAGGCAGGUUGUGACAGGAGGACACAUUCAGACACAGCCAGGUUCACAAACCCAGACACACACUCAGACCAGGGAGCUUGACAGGAGCCAUCAGAGAGGAAACACUAGCAUCCAGUCACAGGAGUCCAUCAGAGGCACUGAGGCCCACAGUCAAGACGGCUCUCAGUCGAGACAGGUUGUGACAGGAGGACACAUUCAGACACAGGGAGGUGGCCCCCAGGCCGUGGAACAGGACAGGGGCCAGAUUACAAGGCACACUGGGGCAGGAGAACAGGGCCAGCCCCAGAGGCAGUCAGGCAGUAGUCAAAGACAGACACAGGUGAGCAACUGCGAGGCAGGAGAGACAGUGCUGGGAGGGCAGGCCCAGACUGGGGCAAGCACUGUGACGGGCAGGCAGGACAGAAGCAGUACUCACCCACCAUCCAGUGCGACAGGAGGCCAGGGAGAAAGAGAUCCCACCGUGGUUCAUCAGGAGUGGGUUGAUGACCACACGAGGGAGACAGUGAUCCGAAGGCAGGACCAGGGCAGCCUGCACGCUAGCGUCCCUUCAGCACAAGGCCGGGAUGCAGCCCCGCCAGACGGGAAGCGAGGACUCACAGCCAGGGGACUGUAUUCCUACUUCAAAAGCAGCAAGCCAUGAGUGCCCCAGCCCUGGACUCCAGUGCCCAGCACAGAGAAGAGCAGAGGGCAGUUGGCUUGCUGUGCCCUGGCCAGUCCGGUUAGCAAGUCCCUGAACAUUAGCUCUUCAUCGUGGUACUUCUCUCUUAGCUCUUUCUCAGUGAGGCCAUUUCUGCAAGGUGAUUGCUAUCCUUAAUUUUUCUCUCUUACCUCCUUUGCUGAGCAGGGGCAAGAAGACAUGCAACAACUCAUCCCUUUGUGCCACGUUUUCCUUAGCUUGUGGGGGGGUUCGGUUACUUUUAUAGAUUCUGCUGUCUGUCCAUUGCCUCAUCUAUCCUAACACAUCAAUAAAAGCUUCCUAAGCAACUGGGCUUCAUGUUCCAUUCAAUUACUAUUAACAUGAUGGGCUAAAGACUACAGGGCCUUGAUGACAGGACUUUGGUGAUGAACUGGACGUGGUCCCUACCCUUGUAGAAUAUCUGGUUGAGAAAACACUGUGCAAGAUUCCACAAGUUAUGCAGCCACUAUGGAAAAGAGUAUGGAGAUUCCUUAAAAAACUAAA
Bubalus bubalis (water buffalo) is the source of this 3084-nucleotide messenger RNA. Its product is annotated as cornulin. Gene Ontology annotation, cellular component: cytoplasm. Gene Ontology annotation, molecular function: transition metal ion binding; calcium ion binding. Gene Ontology annotation, biological process: cellular response to cytokine stimulus; positive regulation of cell cycle G1/S phase transition; regulation of phosphatidylinositol 3-kinase/protein kinase B signal transduction. Lineage: Eukaryota; Metazoa; Chordata; Mammalia; Artiodactyla; Bovidae. The transcript has 3 exons. The record is from RefSeq and is a predicted model, not a curated record. Bases 103 to 2544 code for a protein of 813 amino acids.